AUGGCGUUUGUACCAGCUCCAGGCUACCAGUCUGCCUACAAUCCCCCAAUACCUUAUACUACAAUGAUUGCCGGAGGACUACGAACAAAAAUGGGUGUCUUUAUCCAAGCCACACUUCCCCAUGAUCAUAAGAGGUUUACGAUUAACUUUUCCCCGGCUGAGGGUGAAGAUUCAGACCUUGCCCUCCACAUGAAUGCUCGAUAUGACGGUCGAGACCGGUUGUCUUUAACUCACGUCUGAAUGGACAAUGGAAGGAUGAGGAAAUGAAAAAAGACAUGCCCUUUAAGGCUGGAAAGGUCUUCAGUAUCAUGUUUGAGAUUACUCCAAACAACUACCUGAUAGCGGCUAAUGGGGACCGUUUCUAUGAGUUUGGACACCGUAUUCCUGUGGACCAAGUGAGGUGGCUGAGUGUGUCUGGAGAUAUCAUCGUCCAACACCUGGCCAUUCUUGGCUGUGGUACUGGAGUGAAGGGAAGUCUUGUGAUGUCACCCAUGCAAGCUGAGCUUAUUCCUAUGAUGGGACCUCCAGCCCUACUUCCAACAGUCCCAUUCAAAGCUAACAUCAAUGGAGGAAUGAUACCAAAGCGCUCUGUGGUUGUGAAAGGAAUACCAGUUGGCAAAAGCUUUUCUAUAAACCUCAAAAAUGGAAGCAGCAGUGAUAUUGCAUUGCAUAUUAACCCCCGCCUGUCAAAAAAUGCUCUAAUCAGGAACAGCUUCGUCAAUGGUACCUGGGGACAAGAAGAAACACAGGUUACCAAAAACCCAGUCAAGCAGGGUGACUACUUUGAGCUUUCUAUUCGCUCUGGACAGAAGUCAUUUAAGAUCUUUAUGAAUGGAAGUCCCCUUUGUGACUACGGUUACCGCGUUUUUUUAAUUUGGCACAAGUGGACACCCUGGAAGUGGAAGGAGAUGUAAAACUAUCUUAUGUGCUCAUCUAA
Molecule: messenger RNA, 937 nt
Organism: Staurois parvus
Lineage: Eukaryota; Metazoa; Chordata; Amphibia; Anura; Ranidae
Source: the annotation of a GenBank genome assembly